This is a messenger RNA of Notolabrus celidotus (New Zealand spotty), 2197 nucleotides long. RefSeq names its product probable palmitoyltransferase ZDHHC12. The record is from RefSeq and is a predicted model, not a curated record. The transcript is spliced from 5 exons. The coding region runs from base 359 to 1153 and encodes 264 amino acids. Gene Ontology annotation, cellular component: endoplasmic reticulum; Golgi apparatus. Gene Ontology annotation, biological process: peptidyl-L-cysteine S-palmitoylation; protein targeting to membrane. Gene Ontology annotation, molecular function: protein-cysteine S-palmitoyltransferase activity. NCBI's taxonomy places the organism in Eukaryota, Metazoa, Chordata, Actinopteri, Labriformes, Labridae.
AAAGGUCCGGACACGCACCUGCUGAACUCGCAUCGCGUUCCGUUCCUGUCCUCCUCAGGCUUCCGUACCAAAACAAGGAAGGCAGAAUAUAAAAGACUAGAGCCUCAAACAGAAAACAAUAAGAGCUCUUUAACUAAUGAGACCAGCGGAGUUAUUACUUAAAACAUUUUAUAUUUUAUAUUUAACUUUAAGUUAUAAUGUUGACGUUUCCGUUUCCGUAACGUUAGCCGCCGAAACUCUCAGCUAGCGAGGCUAACUGGUUAGCGUGUUAGCAUGUGAGUGAGUUAGCAUGUUAGUUAGCAUGUCAGUGAGUUAGCUAUUAAAAGUCAGUUAGUUAGUUUUAUAUUAAAGUCUUGAAAUGGUCCAGAGCAUGUUCCGGCCCGGGUUCCUGGUCCGGGCCACACACACCCUGCUAACCUGGGUCAUUACUCUGAAACUGUUCCUCCACAACACAGAUCUGCGGAGGUGUGAGGAGGAAGGAGAGCUUCUGCUGCCCGUCCUCUUCCUCCUCGUGGUCGUGCUGUCGGUGCUUUUAUACUUCGCCGUCUCUUUAAUGGACCCCGGCUUCGUCCUCUCCGACACCGCCAAGGGGUCAACCGAGGAGAUGGAGUCGAUGAUCCCUGAGUCUGCGACCCCUCGGCUGCGUCGCUGUGGAUACUGCCUGCUGCAGCAGCCAAUGAGAGCCAGGCACUGCCAGACGUGCAACCGCUGCGUGCGCCGCUUCGACCACCACUGCCCGUGGCUGGAGAACUGCGUGGGCGAGAGGAACCACCGCUGGUUCAUCGUCUACCUGGUGGUGCAGCUGCUGGCUCUGCUGUGUGCCCUUCACAUCGCUCUGUCGGGUAUCUCCCCCAGCGUCUCGUGGGAGCUCUGGUUCUGGUCCAACGGCUUCCUGCUGGCGGUGGUGGGCGUGGUCAGCGUCCUCUCCGUGGUGGUGCAGCUGCUGCUGGGCUGCCACCUCUACCUGGUCUCCGUCAACUGCACCACCUGGGAGUUCAUGUCGCGCCACAGGAUCUCCUACCUGAAGAACUGCGGGGACGAGGAGAACCCCUUCGACCGCGGAGUCUUCUGCAACCUGUGGGACUUCUUCUGCAUCUGCAGGACGGUGAUGUGGGAGAAGAUCUACCACAAGAGCGUCCAGGACUCGGUCUGAGGAGAUCCAGAGUCAGACUCACAGAGGAGGAAAGGGUUCUUUAACUUUAACAAAGAUCUGGUUUUCUGGAUUCCCCCCUUUGAGGUGGAUCUGUAGAACUCAGUUUGACCAUGAAGUGCUGCAAAGUGCUGCAAACAGUCUGCAUUCAGGUCCCCGCUGACUGACUCCUCCACACUGAAGUGCUAACGCGGGUCUGUGAGCAGCCGUGUAUAUUCAGCCAACAUGUAAACAUUAGAUCAACGUGCCGGACGGCCGAGGCCACACCCACUUCAUGAGGGGGCGUGGUCAGAGAGAAAACAGCCUGUUCUGAGCAGGGCUGAAAAAGAGGGGUUUACAGGUAGACCAGAAUCUGAUUUCAAAGUGUUUUUAUGAGCAUAAACUUUAAAGACAUGUUUUGGGGACCUCUUAGACCAAUAUAUGUUGAUGAAAAAGAGCAGAAUAUGUCACCUUUAAGAUUUUUAAGAAGUACUUCAGGACUUUAACUCAAGUAAUAAUCUGACAGAGCAACUUUCACUUGUAUUGGAGUAAUAUUUGACCUGGAGGAUCUAUACUCUGAUUUAAGUAAUGAAGCUGUGUACUUUGUCCAUCACUGACUGAGAGCAUGUUUAAUCUUUAAAUGAUCUUGUUGUUGUUGUUGUGUAAAGGCAGCAGCGUUAAUGAUUCCAUUUACUGUAUUUUAUCAACAUUGUUUGUUUGUUUGUUUGUUUUCUGUUGUGAAUGUUGUGUUUUAACAGUCUCACAUGAUUCUGACUCUCCAUCGUUUAUAUCUCAGGAUUCAGGAAGCUAACGGGGAACAGACCAAACUCUCCCCUUGUUGAUUCAAACGUGUUCUCCCCCUCAGGUGAGGUCACCCCCCUGACGGGCGUGUUGACCCGACACUUACUGCCUUCGCGUCUGUGUCGUGACUGUGCCUUUAAUUUAACGUGAAGCCUGCUGACUGCAGCGAUGACUGUUCCCUGCGUGUGAAUAUUCAACCUUUUUUACUGUGUCUGUUCUGUUUGUAUUUAUUGUGAACAAGAGAACAUUAAAACACUGAUGAUAUGC